Molecule: messenger RNA, 201 nt
Organism: Closterium sp. NIES-65
Lineage: Eukaryota; Viridiplantae; Streptophyta; Zygnematophyceae; Desmidiales; Closteriaceae
Source: the annotation of a GenBank genome assembly
AUGUCGUCGGCGAUCGGGACGAAGAUCAAGCACGCGAUGCUCAAGGAGCCGGUCGUCAUGUGGUCGUGCAUCAUCGCCGGCAUCGGCAUGGCGCUCCCCCUCGUCGUUCCGCCUAUGCGCGACACCCUCUCGCCCUCCAAGCCCGUGGUGCAACCCAAGACGGAGGAGGUCAUCAGAGCCAUCACCGGCCAAUCCCGGUGA